AUGUAUUUCCUCUGCAAAUAUGGCGUGCAUUGUUAAUGGUGGUAUCUUCGAAUCUUUUCAACCAUCUAAAGGAUUGAGACAAGGAGACCCUCUGUCUCCUUACCUAUUCAUCCUCUGCUUGGAAUUUCUUUCUCUUCAUAUCCAACAAGAUGUCCAGAAUGGACAUUGGAAGGUUGCCAAACUUGGGAGAUCAGGUCCGAUUAUCUCGCACCUUUUCUUUGCUGAUGAUCUUAUCUUUAUUGGGAAAGCAUCUACUGCUAAUGCAUCUCACUUGAAAAACUUGUUGAGUUUCUUUUGUUCUUGUUUUGGACAGAAUAUAAACCAAAGCAAGUCCAAAAUCCUUUUUUCAAAAAAUACUGAUGAUCUCACCAAGUUCAAUAUCUGUCAUACUCUUGGCUUUGCCGAGACUAACUCCUUUGGCAAGUAUCUUGGGAUUCCUAUUACCCCUAAAAAGGUUUCCAAGAAGGAUUGCCCUUUUAUUAUGGAUAAAGUCAAAGCCAAACUGGCAGGUUGGAAGGCUAACAUGUUUUCACUUGCUGGUAGAGCUACUCUAACCUCUUCUGUCCUUUCUACUAUCCCUAAUUAUUAUAUGCAGGCGGAAAGAAUUACUCAACCAAAAAGGAAUGGGGGUAUUGGUAUCAAAUCUGCCAAGGAGGCUAAUCAAGCCUCUAUGGCGAAGCUUCAAUGGAGGCUCGCUGCAGAUAAAGGUAAUUUGUGGGCCAGGGCUCUCAAACAAAAGUAUAAGAUUGAGGGACCUAGGCAUGAUUUUUCCAACUCCCCCUCCCUUGUCUGUAAAGAUAUGGCAAAAGGUAGUCAGAUUUUUGGCUUAGGCAUUUCUUGGAUUCCUAGAAAUGGGAAUAAUACUUAUUGUUGGCAAGACAGGUGGUGUGGGUCUAAACCACUAAAUUUUGUCCUUUAUGGUCCUUUUAAACCAACGGAUUGCCAACUGAAGGUGGCUGAUAUUUUAACUCCCCAAGGCACUUGGGAUUUAGAUAAAAUAUCCUACCACCUUCCUUCAGAUAUUGUGGCUUGUAUUCAAGCCAUACCAUUGUCCAAGCAUACCACUGAGGAUGAUAAGUUUGUUUGGAACUCAUCUGCUAACGGCACUUUCUCUAUGAAUUCUGCUUACAAUAUUACAAAAGGCUUGCAUAUAUGCCAAAAAGAUCAGUGGUAUUGGAUCUGGAAGGUUCAUACUCUUCCAAAAAUCCAAUAUUUCUUACGGCUCCUCAUGCAUGGUCGAAUUCAGACCUUUGACACUUUGGCUAAAUGGGGUGUCGUUACUGAUAGCACAUGCCCCAUGUGCCGACUGGCGCCUGAAACCAUCAACCAUCUAUUUAGGGAGUGUCCUUUUUCUAAUUACCUUUGGUCUGCUGUUUCUCCUCGUAAUUGUCCUCUUCUCCAUCAUGUUGCUGAUUUUAAAGAUUGGCUACGAGCUAAUUGUGUUAGUGGUAAUUCUAAUUGUGACGACACAAAUCAUUGGAGCACCUUUUUUACCUUCACUUUAUGGACCAUCUGGUUUACUAGGAACCAAUUUGUCCAUAAUAGCACCCAAAUGAAUAUUCAGCAAAUUAAGAAUGUUAUCCUCAAUAGAGUGCAAGAGUUCCUUAAAUAUAACUCCCCUGAUAUUACUCCUAGAAAGAAGACUGUGAUUCACAUUGGUUGGUCACCGCCACCUCUUGGUUUCUUGAAACUUAACAUUGAUGGUUCUGCCCAAGGGAACCCAGGGAUGGCUGGUGCAGGAGGUAUAUUCAGAGAUCAUAAUGGUUCCUGGAUCUAUGGUUACUCUAGAAGAGUUGGCUUUACCACUAGUCUUGUUGCUGAACUUUGGGCCAUUAGGGACAGUUUAGAUAUUGCUGUUAAUAGAGGAAUUUCCAAACUUAUUUUGGAAAUAGAUUCCAAAGUUGCAGAACUUCUUCUUAAAUCUGCAGACCAUAACUUCCACUCACUUGGUGUGCUUAUUGAUGAUUGCAGGCGUCUCAUGCAAGAGAAUGUCAAUAGAGAAAGCAAGGAUGAUAUGGAUGAUAGAGGGGAGGAGAUAAAGUGUGAAAAUAGACAAGUAGUUGUGAAACCUGCCCCAACAACUGAUGAAAAGGCAGUUGGAGGAGAUUUGACCCCUACUAUCCGCUGGAAAGAUGCAGCCUUAGAGGGGUUUGAAGACUACAAUCAUCUACCACCUUGGCUCACAUUCUUGAAACCAGUUGAUGCUAUUUGCAAUUUCAUCGAUCCAUUCUAUGGUGAAAAAUAUUUUGUUAACAUCCCUAAUAAGCAAUCCAAAACUACCAAGAUGUACUACUCAAGAGAUGGUUGGUGUGUCAUAUUACAAGGAGAACGUUCCAUGUUCCUCUGGAAUCCUUUAUAAGAGAAAAUCAUUCCGCUUCCAAAUUUGUGUCCAAAUUUGCUCCCUGGAUGGAAACGUGUCAUUGGUUGCAGUUUCUCAUCCUCUAGAGAUUGGUUUGUUUUGAUUCGUAAUAAUUUUCAAUUUGAUAU
Molecule: messenger RNA, 2487 nt
Organism: Rubroshorea leprosula
Lineage: Eukaryota; Viridiplantae; Streptophyta; Magnoliopsida; Malvales; Dipterocarpaceae
Source: the annotation of a GenBank genome assembly